This is a messenger RNA of Pseudomassariella vexata, 2721 nucleotides long. RefSeq lists its product as uncharacterized. Bases 1 to 2721 code for a protein of 906 amino acids. The record is from RefSeq and is a predicted model, not a curated record. The transcript has 3 exons. Gene Ontology annotation, molecular function: protein binding. Lineage: Eukaryota; Fungi; Ascomycota; Sordariomycetes; Amphisphaeriales; Pseudomassariaceae.
AUGGGCUACGGACGAGGAGGUCCCCCGCCGAACCAAGGCUACCGGCAACAAGAUUAUUAUGGCCCGGGUCCGGGAGGUCCAGGAGGUCCCGGCAGAGGUGGUCGACCCAUGCCACCUGGUGGGAGAGGAGGACCUAUGCAAAGGGGAGGGCCGAUGUCGAGAGGAGGACCAAGAGGCGGUGGGCCGGGACCAGGGCGCGGUGGAUUUCUAGGGCCUGGCCGAGGAGGUCGACCUGGCCCCCUCGACCGAUCAGCCUCGUCAGAUCCGAGUGCAAAUCGGGUAGGACCUCCUGUACUGAGUCCUGCCGAAAGAGACUUUGGUAGUCCUUUCCCGGUAUUUCCCGGCCGAAAUAGGAAGUCCGACUUCGACGAAGAAGUACGAAUUCUGGAUGACAUGGCACAUUUAAACAUGAAUGCAGGUGCAGGUGGAGGUGGAGGUGGAGGUGCAGGCCCAGGGCCAGGCGGUGCGGGUGGAAGAAGGCCGGGACCUCCGCCCGGCCAAGGCGGCGACCCGUCGAUGAGAGGACCGCCGCGGCGGGCUCCAAGCAUGGAUGAUUAUGGCGGCGGUGGGAGGCCUUCCAUGGACGGUCAGAGAGGACCACCUCAAGGCUACCCUGAUCCAAGAAGAGGGCCACCUCAAGACCAGGGCUACGGAGGCUAUCGUGACGACGGAUAUGGCGCGCCAAUGUCUCCUGUACGGGAUGGAUUCGGCCCACCAGGACGAAGCAUGACAAUGCCAAACAAUGUCGAGCCGAUGGGCAUGCGCAAUGGUGGAUUGCCAGCCCGCAGCGACAGUUCUCCUUAUAACGGCCCGGCCGGUCGCAACAUUCCGAGACCGUCGACUGCGCAAGCUGGAGGGGGCGGUCCGCCACCGCACAGAAUGUACCCGAACCAAGGGCCUCCUGCUCCUCCUCCACCUCAGCCCCAGCCGCAAUUCGACGACUAUCAAGCUCCGAAUCCGUCGUGGGCAAACGAGCCACGAGUGCGGGCCUCGUUCGGCGACUUUUAUGACGCUUACUAUCACCCACAAAACAGCGACAACGAAUACCCUCCCCAGAAUGGCACCGGACCUGGACCACAGCCCACCGAUAUACCCGAUUUUGACGCGGCACCUGCCCAGCCAUCGCGAAGCUCAUUCGAGCAACAUAUGCUACCUGGGCCUGGUGCGAUGCCUAAUGCGAUGCCUGGCAUGCCUCAACCAGGUCCUGCUCGUGUCCCUGAGAUGAGUCGAACGAAAUCCCAACCGAAUUUGCGUGAGCCACAGGCUGCAGUCUUCGAGAUGGCUGGCGAGAUGCCGCCCGUUCCCAGCGGCGGUUUUCAAGCGUACAACGGACAACCGGCAGGUUUGCCUAAUGGACCCGCGCCUCCGAAACCACAGACUGGCCCAGGCAACGGCCAUCCAGCUCCGGUUCGACCUGGAUUGAUGCAGGGCUCCAUGGUCAACUUGAACGACAAGCCUGCGCCCCAGCGUAACUACAAUGGUCCGCCUCCAGCAGCUACUAUGGCCCAGGGACGACCUUCACCACAGCCUCCACAGCCUCCACAGCCUGGGCAGCCUGGGCGGCCGCCUUCGAUCCAACAUGUUCCAGUGACGGUGGAAGAAUUGGAACGUUUGCGUGCUACCAUCAAGACAAAUCCCAACGAUCAGCAAUCGGCACUCAGCCUUGCCAAAAAAUUGGUUGAAGCUGCCGACGUCCUCGUUCCGAGACUUCCAGACCCCAAGUCGCGAUCAAGAGCUCGGGAACGCUAUGUCAUGGACGCGCACAAGAUUCUGAAGAAGCUCGUCAAUGCUCAGAAUUCCGACGCCAUGUUCUUCCUGGCGGAUUCCAUGGGACGAGGCAUUAUGGGAACGGAGCCUGACAACAAGGAGGCCUUCACUUUGUACCAGGCUGCUGCCAAGUUGGGUCACGCUGCAGCCGCCUACAGAACGGCUGUUUGCUGUGAAAUCGGCAACGAAGAUGGAGGUGGUACGCGUAAGGACCCGCUCAAGGCGAUUCAGUGGUACAAGCGAGCCGCCACGCUCGGCGACACGCCUGCGAUGUACAAGGUUGGAAUGAUCAUGCUCAAAGGACUGCUUGGUCAGCCUAAGAACCCUCGCGAGGCUGUCGGUUGGCUCAAGAGGGCGGCAGAGCGUGCCGAUGCCGAGAACCCGCAUGCGCUACACGAGCUUGGUCUGUUGUACGAGUCGGCUCAGCCAAACGAUACCAUUAUUCGGGACGAACCUUAUGCUUUGAGCCUGUUUGAGCAAGCUGCGCAACUCGGCUACAAGUUCAGCCAGUUCAGGAUGGGUUGCGCUUACGAAUACGGCCUCAUGGGUUGCCCAGUCGACCCAAGGACUUCUAUAAUGUGGUAUUCCCGGGCGGCAACCCAGGAGGAACAUCAGUCUGAGCUGGCUCUGAGUGGUUGGUAUCUGACUGGCAGCGAAGGAACGCUCCAACAGAGUGACACAGAAGCAUACCUAUGGGCCAGAAAAGCAGCGCAGGCCGGCCUGGCGAAGGCGGAGUAUGCUAUGGGCUAUUUCACCGAAGUCGGCAUCGGAGUUCCUGCCAAUUUGGAGGAUGCAAAGCGAUGGUACUGGCGAGCUGCUGCCCAAGAUUUCCCCAAGGCUCGCGAGCGCCUGGAAGAUCUGAAACGAGCCGGGAAGAAUGGUCCGCGACCACGAGAGCGCAUCUCGCGAAGUAAGAUCGGCAAGCAGCAAGAAGGCGAGUGCUCGGUGAUGUAG